This is a messenger RNA of Struthio camelus australis, 965 nucleotides long. The record is from RefSeq and is a predicted model, not a curated record. Lineage: Eukaryota; Metazoa; Chordata; Aves; Struthioniformes; Struthionidae.
UCUGCGUUGCCUUGACUUUUUGCAGCAGGAAGGUCUGUUUGAGUGAUGCAGCUUUCUCCUCUUUCAGCUCCAAGCUGUUCUGGUCGUGGUGACUCCGUCUCUGCCACUUUAGCUCCGACCGGACAUGGGGAUGGGCACGAUGAAGCUUCGGAGGCCCUCAUCAAGAAGGCAGCCUGCGCAAGGAAGACGGCAAGGGAUUGCAGUCUGACCAGCGCAGCUGGUGGGCUGCCAGCAGGGAAGCGAUGAAGCUGAAUGAGCGAAGUGUGGCGCACUAUGCCACCUGUGACUCGCCUGCCGACCACGCUGGCUUCCUCCGCAAGCGCGUGGAGCGGCACCACCACCAUGCCCACCACACCACCUCCUACCAGCGCCGCUGGUUCGUCCUCAAGGGCAACCUCCUCUUCUACUUCGAGGAUAAGGAAAGCCGGGAGCCCAUGGGCCUGGUGGUGCUGGAGGGCUGCACCGUGGAGCUGUGUGAGGCUGCCGAGGAGUUCGCCUUUGCCAUCCGCUUCGAUGAUGCAGGUGCCAAGGCCUACGUGCUGGUGGCCGACGGGCAGGCUGCCAUGGAGGCCUGGGUGAAGGCGCUUUCACGGGCCAGCUUUGAUUACAUGCGGCUGGUGGUGAGGGAGCUAGAGAAGCAGCUGGAGGAGGCCUGCAACAGCUUGGCUGCUUGCCGCAAGUCGCCCAGGAGGUCGUCCUCGGGCAGGAAGAGGCACCUCUCCAAUCCUGCCUUUCCGCGCCGGCGCUCGGCCGCCGGCAGCGCAGUGGGGUCCCCCGCGCCUGGCCUCUCACUGGCUUUGCAGGAGAGCCCGGUGUCUCCAGAGACGGCCUGCUUUUCGAAGCUGCACAACUGGUACGGGCAGGAGAUUGCAGUGCUGAGACGGGAAUGGCUGGAGAGGCAGCAGAGAGGAAACCUGUGGCAUGGGGCGCGGAAACAGAGGGCCCAAACCCCCGCCCAGUGCUAA